Exaiptasia diaphana is the source of this 1621-nucleotide messenger RNA. RefSeq lists its product as uncharacterized. The coding region runs from base 109 to 1176 and encodes 355 amino acids. The transcript has a single exon. The record is from RefSeq and is a predicted model, not a curated record. Gene Ontology annotation, molecular function: zinc ion binding; nucleic acid binding. Lineage: Eukaryota; Metazoa; Cnidaria; Anthozoa; Actiniaria; Aiptasiidae.
AGUCCUUGUCUGGCGAAGCCCUGCCGGGAAGCGUGUUGGGGUUCCUGUGUUUUCUGGUAUUGCUUGUCAAGUAUCUGUACGCUGUUGCUUGUGGGAUUCAAGUUGACCAUGGUCAAGCAAGUGUUUACACUUACUGUUCGGAAAUUGGAUGGUGCAAUUCCUGACUAUACGGCUUUCUGCAACAUGGUGGAGAAGGGGCUUUGUGGUGAUGUCAAAGAUAUCGUCCAGGUCUCUAAGCGUGGUGAUGAGUACUUGGUUUCUUACAAGACACCGGAGGUUAUGAUGCGUGCCGCGAAGACAACUUGCAGGAGAACGGAGAAAGGGGAUUUUUAUCUGGAUCCGGUGGAGAGAAGGGGAACAUAUAUUAAGGUGUAUGAUCUUCCCUUUGAACUGUCUGAUACUGAAGUGGAUGAAUUUUUCUCGGAGUUUGGAGAGGUGGCUGCGAUUGGCAGGGACAAGUUCCCUGGGCGCCCAUUUUACAAUGGCACACGAACUGUACGGAUUUUCCUAGACGACGAUGUGGUCAUCCCUGACCGUCCAACUAUAGUGGGACACGAGUGCAAGGUGAUCAAUACCAGCAUCCCGUUUUGUUCAAUGUGUAAGAAGAAUGGGCACACGAGGCGCGACUGCCCGGAGAAGACGUGCCACAACUGUGGAGAGUGGGGUCAUUUUUCUAAGCGUUGCCCAGAGGCGAAAUGUAACCGAUGUCAUGGAUUGGGACAUUGGGCCCGUCAGUGCAGAGAGGGUCUCGAGGAUAGAAGCAAGGAAGUUGGAAGUACGAUAGUGCGGGGUCCAGCGAAGCCAACCUACGCGGUGGCGGCUGCUGGGGCGUCAAAGCAGAAGACUGGUAAAAGUAAGAGUGGUGCUGACAAGAGUGCGGGGGCGGUUUCGGUUCCGGGGGCGGCUUCUCUUCCCAGGGCACCCCUGGCACCACCGCGGGUUACGAGGUCGUGGUCUGAAAUUGUUGAUGAGGGUGAACAGGGAGGUGCCGGUGGUGUUGUCAAGCGCCGUCCGGAUCAGCCCCUCCCGACGAUCAAUCGGAAUGAUGUUCGAAAUGAUGAAAGCCAUAUGGAUGUUUCCCAACCGACGGAUUCUCAGCUUCUCCUUCGGGAAUAUGAAAGCUAUGAAAAGCAGUUGCAAUCUGAUGUUCAAGAUAAGGGUGGUUCGGUAACCUGAGCGUAUAUAAUAUGGAACUUUGAUUUGUGUUUGAAGACUUUUGUCAUGGACGUUAAGUUUAAGCUAGUUGAAUACGAACAUUGUUUCCUAGUUUAAGUCAUUGGAUUAUGAACACUCAUAAGGUAUCGCUUUAAUUAGAUUGUGUCCGAGUUGGAUCAGCAAUGUUACUGUUUAAUACAUCACGUUUGAUUAGGUCUUAAGUGUCUUCACUAAAAGUGAGCAGUUUCCUUUAGUUUUAAUAGUUAGAUAUCCGUUUGACAUUUAUUGGUUAACGUUCUUGUCAAUUUAUCAGCUUUUAUGUAGCUUUUGGUUACCACUUGAGCAGUUGAUAAGCUCAUUAAUUAGGGUUUCGCUUUUCAUGCACUGACUUCAGUAAUAAGAAGUAUUAGUGCUUUAAGAUGUUUGAAUCGAUUGCUAGCUAGUUUCUUCCUAUGUAUAGAAUGCU